Exophiala aquamarina CBS 119918 is the source of this 1080-nucleotide messenger RNA. Its product is annotated as myo-inositol 2-dehydrogenase. Gene Ontology annotation, biological process: NADPH regeneration. Gene Ontology annotation, cellular component: cytoplasm. Lineage: Eukaryota; Fungi; Ascomycota; Eurotiomycetes; Chaetothyriales; Herpotrichiellaceae. The record is from RefSeq and is a predicted model, not a curated record. Gene Ontology annotation, molecular function: oxidoreductase activity; nucleotide binding. The transcript has a single exon. The coding region runs from base 1 to 1080 and encodes 359 amino acids.
AUGACAAGUCCGAAGCUCAAGGUCGCAAUUGCUGGCCUGGGCCGCAUGGGUGCUCGACAUGCAGCUCAUUUUUACGGAUUGACUCCGAGAGCGGAGCUAAUCGCAGCUUCGACUCCAGAUCACAGGGAAAUCGCGUGGGCAAGGGCAACUCUUCCAGGAGUUCGAACAUACUCUAACUAUGACGAAAUGCUGUACCAGGAGACUCAAAACGGCCUCCAAGCUGUCAUUGUGGCCUCCGUAACUGCUGUUCAUGCGGAGCAGGCAAUUAAAGCAAUUGAGCUAGGCCUUCACGUUCUCUGCGAAAAGCCUUUGAGUACAAGCAUAGUGGUCUCAGAAUCAGUUGUGGCUGCAUACAGGAAAUCCCUCGAGACGCAUCCAGCACAAAAGGUCAUGUGUGGCUUCUCGAGACGCUUCGAUGCCUCAUACCGCGACGCUUUCGACAAGAUUCAAUCCGGGCUCAUCGGAAAGCCAACAGUUUUCAGUUCGCAGACUUGUGACAAGAUGGAUGCGACGGGCUCCUUUGUAGAAUAUGCCAAGUUCUCAGGAGGAAUUUUUGUCGACUGCUCGAUUCAUGAUAUUGAUCUUGCGCUCUGGUUCUUUGGUGAGGAGAGUAGAGUUAAAAGCGUUGUGGCGGUUGGUAUCACAGCGCUAUGGCCAGAGUUGAGGAAAUACAACGACAGGGACAACGCUUUUGGCAUUAUCGAGUUUUAUGGCGGGAAGAUCGCUCAACUAUUCUGCAGCCGCAUGAUGGCCACUGGCCAGGAAGACUGCACUGAAAUCACUGGUACAGAUGGUAAGAUUUCCGUCAACACCCAGCUUAUUUCGAACUUCGUCAACAUUCAUGAAGCGACUGGUAUUCGUAGAGAACUGGUAUCUGACUACUACGGUCGCUUCCGCGAAGCCUUCAUUGCGGAGGCCAACGAAUUCACGGCAAGUUGUCUGGACAACAAUGCGACGCCAUUGAAGCUGGAGGGCGCAGUUCAUGCCGUCAGAAUAGCACUCGCACUUCAGGAUAGUUUGAUUAGCGGGCGAAAGAUCGAAUUUGAUGAAUCUGGUCAUCGAAUAACUGGCGGAACUUGA